Messenger RNA from Rhodotorula graminis WP1, 1170 nucleotides. RefSeq lists its product as uncharacterized. Gene Ontology annotation, molecular function: actin filament binding; actin monomer binding. The record is from RefSeq and is a predicted model, not a curated record. Gene Ontology annotation, cellular component: cytoplasm; actin filament. NCBI's taxonomy places the organism in Eukaryota, Fungi, Basidiomycota, Microbotryomycetes, Sporidiobolales, Sporidiobolaceae. The coding region runs from base 1 to 1170 and encodes 389 amino acids. Gene Ontology annotation, biological process: barbed-end actin filament capping; actin filament depolymerization. The transcript is spliced from 6 exons.
AUGGCCGCACAGAGUGGCAUCGCACCGACCCAGGACCUCCUCGACACCUGGACCACGGCCCUCCAGGACCCGGCCACCCGCCUCGUCAAGAUUGCCAUCCAGGACGAGCAGCUCGUGCCCGCCGGCACCUUCACCACCACCUCGUCGGACCUGGACGACUCGGACGCCGUCGAGCGCGACUUUGCCCUGUUCGAGCGCCCCGACAUCGUCGAGGACAAGGUCCCCGCCUACUUCGUCUACCGCCUCACCCCUCCCCCGUCCUCGACCUUCCUCUUCACGUCCUACGUCCCCGACCACGCGCCCGUGCGCGCAAAGAUGCUCUACGCCUCGACCCGCAACACGCUCGUGCGCGCGCUCGGCGACGCCAGGCUGGUCGAGAGCGUGUUUGCGACCGCAAAGGCCGACCUCACCCACGCCGCCUACCUCUCUCACGUCGCGCACCGCGCCGCCGACGCGCCGCUCACCUCUCGCGAGCAGGAGAUGCGCGACGUGCGACGGGCCGAGGCAGAGGCGUCGGCGGACGGAGCUGGGGCCGGGUCGGAGGGGAGGAGCGCGCUGUUUGGGGUGGGGGAGGGCGAAGGGGAGGGGAAGGGGGAGGGUGGGGAGGAGGGACAAGGGGAUGAGAAGCUGAGGGGAGUGCUGCCGUGGAGUGACGAGGCGAAGGAGGCGGUGAGGGCGCUCGGUGACGGCGGACAAGGGGCCGAGGAGGACGCCCUCGUGCAGCUCGAAAUCGACCCCGCAAACGAGACCGUCAUCCUCUCGCCCUCGCAGCCCACCUCGCUCUCGUCCCUCCCCACCUCCUCCCCGGCCUACCUCCUCGCGCGCCACCCGGCCCUCGCGUCGUCGUCGCCCGGCGCACUCGUCCUCGUCUACUCGUGCCCGGCAGCUUCGCCCGUCCGCCACAGGCUCCUGUACUCGUCGGCCGUCGUGCCGCUGUACCGCGUCGCCGCAGAGAGGUUUGCGGGCGUCAAGGUGGCGAGGAAGCUCGAAACCGACUCGCCCUCCGAGAUCACCCGCGCCUGGCUCGACGCCGAGCUCGGCGCCGCGUCGUCGUCCACCGACACCCCCUCGGCGAGCGGCGCCGCGACGCCCACGCAGGGCCCGCAGCAGGUGCAGGAGGACGACAAGCCCAAGUUUGCGAGGCCGGCGAGGCCGGGACGGAGGCGCUGA